Molecule: messenger RNA, 975 nt
Organism: Telopea speciosissima
Lineage: Eukaryota; Viridiplantae; Streptophyta; Magnoliopsida; Proteales; Proteaceae
Product: L10-interacting MYB domain-containing protein-like
Exons: 2
Coding region: 1-975 (324 amino acids)
Source: RefSeq, a predicted model, not a curated record
AUGGAUUAUGGAAAGCGGAUUGAAGUAGGUAUGAAGGGUGAUGCAAAGGGUGUGAUAGAUUCAUAUUGUUGGACUGUUGAGAGGAUGGAGUUACUAAUCGAUGUUUGUAUCGAUUAUUCACGCAAAGGGUACAAGCUAAAAACAUCUUUCACGGAGGAUGGUUGGGCCCACAUAUUGAAAGAGUACAACAAUAAACGUAAGAAACAAAUAACCAUACAACAACUCAAGAAUAUAUGGAACAUUUUGAAAGCUACAUGGGCUGCAUGGAAGUUUUCGGAAAGUAAUACUGAUGAUUGGGGGUGGAACACGACUCUAGAAACUGUUGAUCCACCGAGUGAAAAACAUUGGAAUGCUCUUGUAAAGAAACACAUCUUCGAGAGUUACUUCAAGAAUAUUCCCUUAGGUAGUGUAGCUGAAUUACAAGAAUUAUUCCACAAUGUUGUUGUUGAUGGUGUAGAUGCAGUUUGCACAAAUAAUGAUAACUCACCAGCCUCACCAAAGGGAUUUUCUGCUUCCAACAAUGCAAUAAACUUGGAUGCUGAUGACUCAAGUGAUGGUGGUGAUGAUGUCUUGCCGGUUGAGCUGCCAGAUAUGAGGAAGAAGAAAAAUAAGCAGAAGAUGAAGAGAUCUACAGGGCCGUCAUCCAAGAGAUUGAGGAUUGGUCAUCAGAAUUGUGAUACAAGUGAAACCCUUACGGAAAUGCUUGCUUUGGAUAAGCAGAAUAGAACAAAGAUGAUUGUAGCAAAUAUAGACAACACAUAUAUCGAGGCUUACCAGAUUCUGAACUCUUUGGAGAGGAUUGAGAUUGGUAGCAACCACCAUGUGAUGGCUUUGGAGGUACUUGAAGAUCGAAACAAAAGAGAGGCGUUCAUUGCGAUGCAUGAACGGGCUCGCAUACCAUGGCUUCUUGGAGCAAUUGAGAGGAAAGUGAGAGGAGGCUGGAUCCUCUAUUUGAUGUGCAUGAUAGACAAUUGA